AUGGAUGAUAAUCUAUGUGGAAAAAUUGAUCUUUUGAGGAUGUGUUUACCCGAUGAAUUAGGCACCCCCGCAACAACUGAACUUAAUACUAUUCAAAAUUACAAAAGAUACUGCCCUAGUGGAGACUGUAAUACUGAACUCGAAAAAAUUACGAUUGGAUUUUUAUGGUUACUUGGACAAUAUUUUACUGAAUACCCAACUAAAGAUGGUGUUAUUAACUAUAAUAAACCAUUUUUUCUAUAUAUUAUUUUAUGGUUAAGUUACAAAUUAAAUCAAAACACAGAGGAAACGUUUACCACAAUAAACGAUUUUUAUACUAAUCAUGUAAAAACUGGUGGUAAAUAUAGUAAUUUUAAUGGUGAUUCCAAUAAAUUUACAAGUCUUGAUGACUUCAUAGAGAACCAUAAAGAUUUGUUGAAUAUUAAUAUUAAAGAUCUUUCUAAAUUUUAUCAUCCAUCCAAAUUAAUAUGUAGUAUGUAUGCUAAUAAAUCCAUGAAUACAGAUGGCAACAAACUGUUAAAUGAUGCUACUAUGUUUGUUAAAACAUAUGCAGAACUCAAAGAUGGCAGUAAUGCUGAAGGUAUCCCAAAUAAUCAAAUAUUGCCCGCUUUAUUAACUGAUUAUAAUAAAUUAAAUAAGAAAUGUAGCAAUAUUCCAUCUUUUUCAGAGCUAGCAUCAAAAAUUUCUGCACUAGCAUCUGAAGAUACAUCAAGUUCGUCGAUAGGAAACAGAUUAUUUACAGUUUUAUCGAUAUUUGGUGCAAUAGCAUUUUUUUUAGGAAUUUCUUAUAAGUAUUCGUUAUUUGGAUUUCGGAAACGAUUUCAAAAACAAAAAUUAAGAGAAAAAUUAAAAAAUAUAAAGAAGAAAAUGAAUCAUUAA
Plasmodium yoelii is the source of this 879-nucleotide messenger RNA. RefSeq names its product PIR protein. Lineage: Eukaryota; Apicomplexa; Aconoidasida; Haemosporida; Plasmodiidae. The record is from RefSeq and is a predicted model, not a curated record. Bases 1 to 879 code for a protein of 292 amino acids. The transcript has 3 exons.